Zygosaccharomyces rouxii is the source of this 1638-nucleotide messenger RNA. RefSeq names its product Hol1p (gene HOL1). The transcript has a single exon. NCBI's taxonomy places the organism in Eukaryota, Fungi, Ascomycota, Saccharomycetes, Saccharomycetales, Saccharomycetaceae. The record is from RefSeq and is a predicted model, not a curated record. The coding region runs from base 1 to 1638 and encodes 545 amino acids. Gene Ontology annotation, molecular function: transmembrane transporter activity. Gene Ontology annotation, biological process: transmembrane transport.
AUGGCUACUAACGUUAUAGAUUUUGAAGUUGUUCCUGGAGAUGCAAGAUUGGUGGAAGGUGAAGAACGUGAAGUGGUUCUCCUACCAAAGCCUUCAAAGGAUCCAGAAGAUCCUCUCAAUUGGUCACGUCCUCGUAAAUGGCUUGCUACGGCAUGCGUUAUCGUAGUUACUAUUGGGAUCGGUAUCCCUUCAGCUGCUAUCUAUUCGGUACUUCCAAACAUCGCAGAAGAAAGGAAUCUUUCGUUGGCCGAUUUAAACCAAGGUACUGGUUACCUUUUCCUUUUCUAUGGUCUUGGAUGUCUGGUUUUCCAGCCACUAGCUUUACAGUAUGGGAAGAGACCAGUUUAUUUAUUUUCCAUGUUGGCUACUUCACUGAUAUGCGUUUGGCCGCCAUACACCAGGUCUAACGGUGAAUGGAUAGCAUCUAAAAUUCUUCAGGGGCUGUUUGGGUCGUGUGUUGAAUCACUACCGGAAAUCUCUAUGAGUGAUCUUUUCUUUGAACAUGAAAGAUCUCUUGGAUUGUCGCUUUAUGCGCUUACACUUAUGGGAGUCUCUUAUUCAGCACCAUUAGUGGCCGGCUUCAUUUCUGCCGGUCAGGGUUGGCAAUGGGUUAUGUGGUGGUGUUCUAUCUUAGCGGCAGUAUGCUUUGUGAUAUUGUUCUUUGCAAUGGAAGAAACCAGUUAUACCCGUAGAGUCCAAGAUGAAGCUAGCUUAGAUCCUGAAAUAGACGGGGAAGAAGUUCAUGAAAGUAAUGUUGAAAAUGGUGAAGUUGAAAAUGAUAAAGCUGAAAAGGCUAAAGAUGAUCUGGUUAAAAUUCGUUCUGAUUAUUCUGCGCAUUCCCUUAGUGAGGGAUCUAUUUCCUGGCCUCAAACCAGUUACAUGCAAAAGAUUUCCCUGACUCGUGGAUUCAAAUCGAAAUUUAUGUUACAUUAUUACAUGUUCAUGCCAUUUCGUAUGGCCCAAUUCCCUGUAAUUCUCUGGGCAGGUUUCUUGUAUGGAUCUUCCUUAGUUUGGUUUAAUGUUUUGAAUGCAACAGAAGCAAUGGUCCUUGCUGGUAAACCCUACAAUUUUUCGAGCAGUAUGUGUGGACUCGCAUAUGUGUCACCACUGGUCUGUACUUUCAUAGUCUUCCCCAUUGCAGGAUUUUGUUCCGAUAAGCUUAAGGUGUAUUUUGCUAGAAAGAGAAACGGUUUUAGUAUUCCAGAGGAUCGCCUUUGGUUGUUAUUCGUUUAUGCAAUACUGGGUUGUGCCGCUAGUCUUUUAUGGGGAAUAGGUGCCUAUUACCAAAUCCAUUGGUUUCCUCUGGUGCUUGCUCUAGGUAUAUUAGGUGGAUGUGGUGUCUUUGGUCCCGUUUCUUCCGCAGCUUAUGUGGUAGACACCUAUAGAGAAUUAGAUGCAGAAGCCAUGGUGGUUGUUAUUUUAAUUCGCAACUUAAUGUCAUUUGCCUGUAGUUAUGGAAUAACUCACUGGGUUGAAAACUUAGGGUAUAAGCGCUGUUUCAUUGGGGUAGCGUUCUGUUGCCUGGCAACUAACUCUAGUUUUCUGGUAAUGAUAUUCACUGGCCCUUGGUGGCGUAAGAAGCAGAGACACGCCUAUUGGUCACUUGUACAACGGUGCAGGUCACUAGGUAUGCAUUAG